Lentinula edodes (shiitake mushroom) is the source of this 1032-nucleotide messenger RNA. RefSeq lists its product as uncharacterized. The transcript has a single exon. The record is from RefSeq and is a predicted model, not a curated record. Lineage: Eukaryota; Fungi; Basidiomycota; Agaricomycetes; Agaricales; Omphalotaceae. The coding region runs from base 1 to 1032 and encodes 343 amino acids.
AUGAAGGAUACCUCCCCGAGUGGCCCAUUUCUCUCUCUAGCACGCGAACUGCGCGACAAAAUCUAUGACUUCUUGCUGUACACACCUAUUGGAACACCUUCCACGUCCAUCUCUGGGCAUCUUAUAGACGUUUCAGAACCCUACUGGAUGUUUAUGACCCGUCCAAAACUUGAUUGGCACUGGCAGAUACCAGUCAGUCGAGGCUCCUGCUUUGGCAUUCUAUACGCUUGCCGCCAAGUAUAUGCCGAAGUUGUAGAAUGCAUCGAAAGACAGGACGGACGUGGUGGCAUGUCCUUCGAGCUCGAGAUUGCUCUCAUCGGGGUACCACAUCCCGAAGAUAGAACAAUCUUGGGUGUCGAACAAGUAUGGCCAAGUUGGAUUGUGCUUCCACUGUGCACGUAUCCGGUAUUCUUACAUGAUUCCAAAAACUUUGCAGGCUCUCCAUUGACCUCUACGGGUGUCAAUGCGAAGUGCAAGAAUCUCGACGUUUCGUUGAAGCUACAAUCGGAGGUCGCUUACAGAUGGCUCGUUAUCUCGGGACUGUCAAGACUGACUCAAAUUCUCUUCACGAUGUUAGCCAGAUUUCUGUUGUAUGGGCCUUUGGGACUAUACAGAAACACGGAUACCAAUCGUGUCUGGAACAUAGACAUUCUAACUGUGAAUGUCAUGAGCGUUGGGACAUUCACAGAUCCUUACAGCGGCCAAUCUCGCCCGGUGCCAAUCGAAGUCGUCGAGGAGAGCGUCGGCUUCCUAUCUCGCUACAUAAACGAACUUUGUACUGAAGGUGCAUUAUCUGACCGAGUCAGUGUGGUAAGAUUCGCUGUGGAAGGCGAGCUUAAACGCGAAUGGCUAAUUAAUCGAGGGGAAGGGUUGUCGCCUCUUGCGAAAAAGGAUUGGGCAGCUUACGGAUGGAAGAUCGAUGCACAGGACAGGUCGAGAGAAUCUAAUUUACACCAUGUUGUCAAUACGAAUAUCGCACCUAGAAAACGAAAGUCUGUUCUGGGAUCGAGAUCAUGUUGCAGAAUGCAGUAA